AUCGAAACAAGUGCGUCUCUCUUGGGCUGUGAGUCAUGCGAUCCUAUUUGACCACAUAGUCACCAAUCAGCCUAAUCUGCGAGUCUGUCGUGUUCUUUAAACCAAAGAAGAGCGUUGUCCAGGGCACAGAUCUCCAUCCCGGCAGCUGGACAUUGUAUCCUAGCAAGAAACACCAGGCAUGGAGCAAGCCAAGCAGGAGGCGUUUGACAAUGCCCGCUUGCAAGUUAUUCAGGAUGGCUACGAGCAGGCCUUCCAGUGCAUCAACAAGGGCCUGUCUGAUGACGAGGCCGGGCACAAGGACCAGGCCCUGGCCAUGUACCGGCAGGGACGGCAGCAUCUUCUCCGCGCCAUCAGCGUGCCCUCGCAGGGUUUGGAGUGUGUGGGUGCAUCCUGGGACUCGGCCCGGCAGAGGCAGCAGAAGAUGCAGGAGACCCUGGACAACAUCACCACGCGCCUGGCCGUGCUGGAGACCUCCAGGGACACUGCUGAGCCAGGCACUGGAGGAGGGACCGUGCCCAUGCCCAUGCCCUCUCCGGGUCCUCUCUACCCCAGCUUACCCAAAGACAAACCGGUGCGCCCACUCCCGCCACAGCUAAACGGCCACUCGACAGGGUCCUUGUCGCCUAAAGGCAGUGUUAGUGGCACUCACUGUGGGUCGGGUUCGACUCCCUCCUCUCCAGCGCUGGCUUCUCUGCCACGCUCCCCACACGGCAGCAUCCCCCAGGCAGCAGCAGGUGCCGCCGAGCUGCCCCCGGCCUACUCCGCGCGGGCCGCCGACGGCCACACCUCCAUCUCGUACGGCACGGACACGGGCGAGAUGUCGCUGGUGGCGGACGAGUUCUUCAGCGUGUCGCCCCAGACGCCGCCGUCGCCAGGGAGCCUGGGCACGGACGGGGAGGAGCUCUUCUUCCUCCCGCGCGGCGUGCAGAUCUUCUUCGUCACGCCCGAGGGGGCCGUCAGCGCGCCCUCGUACCCGGGUUACCUGCGCAUCGUCAAGUUCACCAGCGAGGCGCCCGAGAACAUGCCCCACCGCCCACCAGCCUUCCUGCAGGUGUGUGACUGGCUGUAUCCUCUGAUGUCCACGGACUCCCCGGUGCUGCUGUGCAACACUGGCGUCUUCAUGUUCCCCGACAUGAUGGCCCCGAUCCCCGGCUCCUACGUGGGGGUGGUGCUGUCCUCCGAACUGCCCCAGACCGAGCGCGAGCUCUUCCGUGACCUCCUCUCGCACAUGACCGACCUCCGCGUGCAGGUGAGCGACCUCCCCACGACCCCUGCUGGUGGAGUGACCCCUCCUCUUCCCCGUCCUCCUCCUCCUUCUCCUCAGCCCAGAGGUCAGGGGUCGUCGCUCACGGCAACCAGUGGCUCGGCCCAAGCCCCUCCCCUCCCACCCAAACAGCCUCUAGGAGCAGAGGCGGACCCCAUCAACCUGGGCCAGAAGGUGCCCCUGCAGGACCCUGAAGACUCAGAGGCGCCCUCCGAUGGCCAAGACCCCACACUGCCGGACUGGAGCGAGAAGGUGGCCCACGGCAUUCUCACAGGUGCGUCAUGGCUGAGUUGGGGCCUCGUGAAGGGGGCUGAGUACACAGGCAAGGCCAUCAAUAAGGGAGCGGUCAAGCUGCGAGAGCACAUCACCCCCGACGAGAAGCCAACCCACGUCAACCCCAACGUCACCAAGAGCCUGCAGGUCGCCAAGCAGGCCACAGGGGGCGCUGUCAAAGUCAGCCAGUUCCUAGUGGACGGUGUGUGCACGGUCGCGGGGGCGGUGGGAAGAGAGCUGGCCCCCCAUGUGAAGAAGCACGGCACCAAGCUGAUCCCGGAGUCCCUGAAGAAGGACAAGGACGGCCGCUCCAACCUGGACGGGGCCAUGGUGGUGGCAGCCAGUGGAGUACAAGGUUUUGCGACAGUGUGGACAGGCUUGGAGGUGGCAGCCAAAGACAUUGCUAAAAAUGUGGCGGAAGAAACGGUUUCCACUGUCAAACACAAGUACGGUCCAGAGGCAGGGGUGGCCACCGAUCACGCCGUCAACUCUGCCAUCAACGUUGGGGUGACUGCCUUCAACAUUGAUAACCUGGGCAUCAAGGCCAUGGUGAAGAAGACAGGCAAGCAGACAGCUGUAGCCAUCUUGGAAGACUACAAGAUCCAGGAUGCACCCGGCACAAAAACGCCCACUAACGGCAAGAAACCCAGCCCCAAAAAGAGCCCAAAGAAAUCAUGAAGAAUAUCCAUCUUAUCUUUAUGCCUAUUCCUAUCGUUAUUACUGUGCUAUUAUACUCCAUAGAGCCUUAAAACACGUUUUACUUGUACAAAUAUAUAUUUAUAAUAGAUAUAUAAUAUAUUAUAUCACUAUAUUAUAACUAUUAUUAAUUAGAAGAUGCUUUAUUUCAAUUUUAUGAAGAUGGAUAUUAUAUUAACAGGAAAAGGAUGUAUUUAUAUAUUGCUGCAUUUUCUACUGACCUGCGACUCUAUAGUUUGCUGAUAUCCUGUUUUUAGAAUGUAGACCACAGCAGUUGUGAUGUGGCAUCCUGGUGCACUUUAGCCCUUGUUCUGAUGAAAGAGGAAAUGGAGGAUUGUUGAUGUUGUUGGGUUUUUUCCCUUUCUUUUUCAUUGUAUUUUUUUAUGCAUUAAGUGAGGUGAAGGACAAAGUAAUGUUUUUUUUUUUAAAGCAAUGUUGUGAAGCUACUUGUUGGAAACGUUUAGGACCACUGACAGCCAAUUGACAGAGGUUUUGUGUCUGUGUUUGUGUGUUAGCUAUCUGGCAAGGACGGACCCUGACUAUUAUCCUUUAGCCUUAACACAUUUUCAGGUUUAAUGGACUGACCUUGUUACAACCACUAACACCUCAUUCCAAUUACAUGCUGUCUACAAUCUGCUAUACAAAGGCAAAGUGCAGUAACUACAUAUUUUUUUCAAAAUUGAGUUUUGACUGAAAAUAGUCUUCAUUACACCUUUCACCUUAUGGUCUAAAUGUGUCCCAUUUUAGAGAUGUUGCUAUAUCAAAUGUGCAGUAACUACUAUAUCCAACCCAAUGCCAAGGCUUGUAAGGCAUUUUUCUCAGUUUCAAUGUUGGCCUAGUUACUGCACUUUGCCUUUGUAGGGCAUUAAUGUGUGCUUUUUAACCACACUGAUGCAAAUAUACAUGUUCAGUUAAGCUGCCUAGUGACGAAAAAAAUAAAAAUCUUAUAGUUGGACCAUUUUAAGACAUUUCUACCAUUUCUAACCUGUGAAGCUGGGAUUUUCAAUUUGCAAAUAUGCAAUUGACUUGAUGCUGUACCGUCGUCCCAUUUCAGAGAUAUUUAAUGAUGUGUAUUCUAACAGUUAUACCUGAAGUGCAGUAUUGUGUCGAGCCCAUGUGAUGUGAUGUGAUGUGAUGGUCAUCCAGAAAUGUUGCUGAGCGGAACUGAACUAUUUUUCAGGUUGACACUAAAAUAAAUCUGUGUUUGAAGGUAGAA
Molecule: messenger RNA, 3449 nt
Organism: Engraulis encrasicolus (European anchovy)
Lineage: Eukaryota; Metazoa; Chordata; Actinopteri; Clupeiformes; Engraulidae
Product: spartin-like
Exons: 9
Coding region: 179-2215 (678 amino acids)
Biological process (GO): negative regulation of BMP signaling pathway; cell division
Cellular component (GO): plasma membrane
Source: RefSeq, a predicted model, not a curated record